Messenger RNA from Cercospora beticola, 1844 nucleotides. RefSeq names its product RNA polymerase-associated LEO1 family protein. The record is from RefSeq and is a predicted model, not a curated record. NCBI's taxonomy places the organism in Eukaryota, Fungi, Ascomycota, Dothideomycetes, Mycosphaerellales, Mycosphaerellaceae. Gene Ontology annotation, biological process: positive regulation of transcription elongation by RNA polymerase II; transcription elongation by RNA polymerase II. Gene Ontology annotation, molecular function: RNA polymerase II C-terminal domain phosphoserine binding. Gene Ontology annotation, cellular component: nucleus; Cdc73/Paf1 complex.
GCAAUUGUUGUUCGUGUAUUCUACCUACCGACCUCCUCACUGGUGAAUCCUGGGCAGACUGAGCUCCAUUGUCUGCCUCAGUUGGUUCUCACCUCCGCCACCUCCGUCUCCGCCCGCCGCGCCGCCCUCCUUCAUCCACCCUCACCUCACUCAACCGACGGACGCGUCGCGAGCUAAAAUGUCUGCGGAACAAUCGCCUGCUGCCACUGGCAUUGCAGAUGAGCGAGCCAGCUCGCCCGCUGAUGCUGCGGCGAACGGUGUCAAUGGCGAUACUUCGGACGGCGAGAACAAUGCGCAAACAUUGAGAGGGAAAGUUGCAGACGACGAAGAGGACGACGCUGGCGAUGACCUGUUCGGCGACGAAGAUGAUGAGGUAGAUGCUGGAGAUGCAGAAAAGCCAGCCCAACGCCAGCUGGAUGAUGAAGAGCUCGAUUCUGGCGACGACAUGGGCCGGAAUGAUCGUGCGCAAAACCAGGACGAGGAAGAGCAGCAGCAAUUCGAGGAACAUGAAAUGCUAUCAUUGGAUCUCGAAGUUGCUCGUCAGCCUGUGCCCGAGCCCAGCGACGGCGAGAUGUAUGUCCUCAAAGUACCCGACUUCAUGUCAAUAGACCCCGAUGCAUGGCAGGUCACCACGUUCCAGCCGCCCAAGACCGAUCACCACUCCAAGAAGCCCGCUUCUUCGACCUUUUCCGCCUUCAAUACCGCGAUGACUACGAUACGCUGGCGACACUCCCCGUCAGAUGCAUCACAAUUACAAUCAAACGCUCGCAUCAACAGGUGGUCUGACGGAUCUUUAACAAUUCAAUUGGCCUCUGACCCGAACACACAGUACGAGAUUGACGGGAAUUCAUUGGCACCUCCGCAGCGAAACCCAGUACGGCCCACGCCGGUCAGUGUGACAGGAGGCAAUAAGGGAGGCAGAAUCGGUCAAGUAUCAGGUGAAGGUUACGAUCCGAAAAAAGACAGCUUCACAUAUCUGGUUGCACCCGUCGAAGCUGCAGAUUCGCUUCGGGUCACCCACAGGAUCACCGCUGGCCUAACAAUCAAGCAGAACGAGAGUGGUGAGGAUGAUGCUAUACAGCGUUUGCAAGCUGCUCUUGCCCAAGCAGCAAACGCGACGAAAGUGGGUACCGGUUCAGGGCAGCUUGAUGCGGUUGAUGUGGAUCCAGAGGAGCAGCGGAGGCAGGCAGAGCAAGCGGAACGACAAGCAAUGCGAGAUCGGAAGAAGCGGGAGAAUGCUCAAGAACGUGAACGCUUACGAACGGAUCGCGCACUGGGCCGUGCAGGUGUCUCCUCUGGUCGCUAUGGUGGACUUAACGUGGGCAUGCUGGAAGAUGACGAGAUGGAAGGUGGACGUGGCCGUUCUGGAGCUGGAAAGCCUCGCGCCAAGCCAAGGCGGCGACGCAACAGCGAGUACAGCGACGACGAAGACUAUGGCCACAAGCGAUUCACGAAUCGGGAGGAUGACUACGACCAGGAGGACGACUUUGUCGCUCCAAGCGAUGAAGAGGAGGUCAUCGAGGAUGACGAUGACCCAGAUGAUGGAAUCGUCGACGACCGAAGAGAGAGGACGCCAAAGAGAGAUCGUCCGCAACCUGAAUCGAGUGGAGCCGGAGAGGACGAAGACGCAGAGGGCGAGAUUGAUGAUGAUCUGCCACAAGCCAGAGUCAAGCGGCGGCGUGUGGUGGACGACGACGAUGAGGACUAGGGCUGCAAAGUGUUGUAUACCAAAGCGAGGCGUCCGGUUGGGUAGGAGAACAUCUCGCAGCAUGGAAACUGUACUACUAUAAACUCCGGGGGGGCUGAUGUAUUCAGGUCCUCGGAAGCCCGAAGCAUGAACACCA